GCUUAAUAAAAUCUAUAAUUUUGUAUUGAAAAUGGGCAAUAAAAUCCGGCUAAUUGCCUUACUCGCUCUUCUGUACUUAGACGUCAUGACAAUGGCGCGACCACAAGACUCGAUCAGCAGCAGCGACUGCGGCCCCAACGCCACAUUCCUGACUUGCGGCCUUCCUUGUCAGCCAAAAUGUGGUGACAAUCCUUUGUUGGCUGUAGUUUGUGCGGCUCAAUGUGUUGUUGGCUGUCAAUGUGACUUUGGCUACGUGAAGAACGACGCCGGAAGGUGUGUGUUGCGCAGCGAGUGCUAAUAGUUUUAAGCUUGCUGAUUUUUUUUUUUCUAAAAAUUUAUUAUUUGUAACAAAAAAGUAUAUUUGUGUCGGGAUUAUAAUGGGAACAUACGGGUAUAAGGUAACAAUCUUUUCUUGGAAUUAUAUUUUUCUAUUCUAAUUUUAGUUUAGUAAAUUUACAAAUACGUACAUAGGUCAUCUUUAAUCUACUAACACCAAUUAAAUGUUUAUAUGCAAAUAAAUGCGGAUUACAACUCACUGUAUUGCUAUGUGUUUGACGCUUUCUCACCCCAAA
Messenger RNA from Ceratitis capitata (Mediterranean fruit fly), 572 nucleotides. RefSeq names its product chymotrypsin inhibitor-like. Bases 32 to 298 code for a protein of 88 amino acids. The transcript has 2 exons. The record is from RefSeq and is a predicted model, not a curated record. Lineage: Eukaryota; Metazoa; Arthropoda; Insecta; Diptera; Tephritidae.